Sphaerodactylus townsendi is the source of this 2409-nucleotide messenger RNA. RefSeq names its product FA complementation group E (gene FANCE). The record is from RefSeq and is a predicted model, not a curated record. Gene Ontology annotation, biological process: interstrand cross-link repair. The transcript is spliced from 12 exons. Gene Ontology annotation, cellular component: Fanconi anaemia nuclear complex. The coding region runs from base 599 to 2254 and encodes 551 amino acids. Lineage: Eukaryota; Metazoa; Chordata; Lepidosauria; Squamata; Sphaerodactylidae.
UCCUGCCCGCUCCCGUUGCAGAGUGGAGCCCAGGGGACCCUCCCCCGUGGCCAUAGCAACGCCUCUGGGGUCGGAGGCCAGGAGGCGUGUCCGCUGUCCUCCACGGAGCGACGGGAGCCGGCAGGAGGUAAAACGAGAUCGGAAGCGGCGCGGGGAAAACGCUCGGCACCAGCGUUUUCAAAAAGACUCGUUCAAUGAAAGCCCAAGACACAGGCGUUUUUACUGGUGGCAGCCAUUUUGGAAAAAUCGGGGGUCUGCAUUAAAAAAAAAUAGUGGGGGAGAGUCCUCAGGGUCUACGGUGCUGACUGCAGUUUAAACUUCUGUGAUGGAUGAAGGGAUUCCAGAUAUACAGGUGGUUUUAUCUGCAUUUUAACAUCAGGACGUUUUUUCUGUAGCUGAAGCACACUGCUUCUACUUCCACUGAACAAUGCAGAACUGCAUUUUGAUCUUUUGGUCUGGGAAUUUUUUGAUGUCUUCCUUCAGCACUACCCUGUUCCAAGUAGGGAUAUCCCAACUUUGUACUUAAGAGCUAUUGUACUCCAGGGAUGGAGAGCUUCUCUGCUGCUGCUCCCCAGCAUCACACUUCAGUGCUGACAACAUGGAUGAUCCUUCAGUGCCUUGGUUGCAGCGAUUUGAUAAGUCUUCCCGUCUUCUGCUCUGCACAUUGAUGUCUGGGUCUGAAGGUGCCUUGUCUGCCCUCCAAACCCUUCAGCGGUCCCAAUCUGGGAAAGAUCCAAGGCAGGGCUUUGAUUGGCAGGACUUCACAGAGAAGCUGUGUUCUUUAGAGCCUGUGCUCCAAGGACCUGAGAAGACCCUCAGCUUAAAACCAGUCUUGCUGCUGCUUCCAGUCUUGUGCCAAAGAAAUCUCUUUUCCCUGCUGCUUAUGGUAAAGUCUACAGUGCCAAAAGACUUACUCGUCCGUCUGCUUGAGACCGCCAAGCAGGAACCCAGUUCAGACCUCUGGGUGCAGAGACUGAAGGAUUUACUACAAAUGGAGGUGCAGGAGAAGAGCUUCUCAACUUCAGUCCUACUAACAGAUGCUUGCCGGCAGCAACUGAAAGAUCUGUGUCAGAAGGUUAUGGCCCCUCGUAGCAACAGCCUUGGUUUAGGAAGAAAAUUAAGCUGGUAUGUUAAACCGACAGAUCUCGGCUUAGCUGUGGACGAAAUUGCCCCAGCUUCUGCAUCUCAGAUUAGGAAAAACAAGAAAAUAAGCAAGGAACCCAUAAGCCCUGAAGAUGAGAGGCAGAGCAAGAGGGCCCGGAUGGAAGUUGAUGAAUUGGAUUUAGAACAUUUUGAGCCACAUGAUGUACUGCAAAGGGCUGGGGCAGCUGGAACAGGAAAUGAACUCACAGUGAAGUCUUCUGGAAAUGAAGAUGCUCCCACUCAAAUCGACAACAUGUAUCAAAGUUCUCAAAAGGAGGAAACAGUAGAAAUGAGAGGGGCUCAUCAAUGUUCCCAAAUGAAUACUACAGCAGAGGUCCCUGAUCACAUCAAGGAACAUGUCCAAACACUUAAGGAACUUUUGGCGAUGCAGUGCGAGCAUUCUGAUGGGACAGUUCCUGAUGCACUUCAAGUUCUGAAUGAAUGUACCCCAAGCCAGCUAGAAGGUCUCUGCUCAUUACUGCAACUCUCAGAAUGCCCAGAGAAUGAGCUUCUGCAGUUCUGUACAUGGUUGGUGGCGCUGUCACCUGAUCUUAGCUAUACUUAUGCAACAGUACUUGCUGGAAAGCUCUUUCUGCCUCGGGUCCUCAGGCUGAGCCAGCCAGCCUCAUGGCCUCUCACAAUGGCCCUUAUGAUGUUCUGCUCAAAGUAUGCUCGCCCCGUCUGCUGCACCUUGAUUCCUUCAAUUAUGCAGGCUCCAGGGAAAGGCUCUGAGCAAAUGAAACUUGUGUGCAAGAUAAUUCAGGAGUGCUUGGAACCUGAAUAUGUGAGAUUGGUAUUCAGCCAGACUGUAGAAAUGCCAUGGUCAGAAGAUCUCCUCACAGUUGUUCAUUCAUUGCUGGAAAGACAGGUGGAGUUGCCUGCUGAGCUCUUCAACUUGUUGGUCUCAAAUGUUUGCCAGAUAGCUCAAGAGUUGGCCAAGUCAAUGCAAUAUGCAAAGCUGGUUCUUGCUCUGUUGUCCAAAUACCAAAGCAGUAUUACGUUGGUACAUCAGUAUCGUUUAUCUGGUGUUCUGGACCUUAAUGAAACAAUCUUAAAGAAAUCUCUCCAAACUGCACUAAAACGAGUGUCUUCUAGACAAGAAACGUCUUGAAUACCUUUCUUAUGUGGGAAAUACCAGAAGACAGGCUUCUUCUUUAGUGCUGCUCACCGGGAGACACAAACACUUUCUGAGGUGGAGGAAUCAAAUGUGACUUGCCUCAUGAGCUUGUAUGCCCUAAUAAAACCAGAUGUCAAUAUUUGAUUGGA